Molecule: messenger RNA, 537 nt
Organism: Trypanosoma theileri
Lineage: Eukaryota; Euglenozoa; Kinetoplastea; Trypanosomatida; Trypanosomatidae
Product: amino acid permease
Exons: 1
Biological process (GO): amino acid transmembrane transport
Molecular function (GO): amino acid transmembrane transporter activity
Source: RefSeq, a predicted model, not a curated record
AGUCAAAUGACUUAUCAAACAGCCGCCAGUAUGUUACUGUUAACCGUCUUUUACUGGCUUACUGGAUUCUUUGGUUACGUGGAGUUUGGCCCAGAAGUCGGAUCUUCUGUUCUUAAGAUGUAUCGUCCUUUACAUGAUGUCGCAAUGGCUAUUGCCUACGUUGGUGUUGUUAUUAAACUGUGCGUGGCCUUUUCCCUGCAUAUUCUUCCCUGUCGUGAUUCUCUCCAUCAUCUUCUUGGAUGGUCUUUGGAUACGGUGGCGUGGUGGAAGAAUGCCCUUCUCUGUGCCUUUUUCAGCUGUAUUGCCCUCGUUGCCGGUUUAUUUAUUCCCGACGUGAGUGUUGUCUUUGGACUUCUCGGCUCCUUCAGUGGUUCUUUCAUCGGCUUUGUCUUCCCCGCCCUCUUCUACAUGUACGCUGGGGAUUUCAACAUCAAGUCCGUAGGCAUUUUGAUGUAUCUCUCCACCUACGCCCUUCUUUUCGCUGGGGUGGUGGUCAUCUGCUUUGGUACCACCUCUACCAUCUACGGUAUGAUUUAA